Messenger RNA from Cuculus canorus (common cuckoo), 815 nucleotides. It is a transcript of the gene RHEBL1, whose product is annotated as RHEB like 1. The record is from RefSeq and is a predicted model, not a curated record. NCBI's taxonomy places the organism in Eukaryota, Metazoa, Chordata, Aves, Cuculiformes, Cuculidae. Gene Ontology annotation, cellular component: plasma membrane. Gene Ontology annotation, biological process: small GTPase-mediated signal transduction. Bases 104 to 658 code for a protein of 184 amino acids. Gene Ontology annotation, molecular function: GTP binding; GTPase activity; GDP binding. The transcript has 8 exons.
UGUAGUGGCGGCGGCGGCAGCAGCGCGGCCGUGGCGGGCGGUUUAUUACGCUGUUUGCCGCGCCCGCCCGCCCCGCUCUCAGCGCCCGCCCGCCCCGCGGGCCAUGGCGCCCGUUCGCCACCGCAAAGUGCUCAUCCUCGGGUACCGCGCCGUGGGUAAGACCUCCUUGGCUCACCAGUUUGUGGAGGGGAAGUUCGUGGAGUGCUACGAGCCCACAGUGGAGAGCACCUACAACAAGGUGGUCGUGGUGGGCAAGGAUGAGUUCCAGCUCCAGCUGGUGGAUACGGCCGGGCAGGAUGAAUACAGCAUCCUCCCUCACUCCUUCGUCAUCGGCAUCCACGGCUACGUCCUGGUGUACUCCGUAACGUCCCUUCGGAGCUUCCAGGUGGUGAAGACCCUUCACACUAAGCUCUACGAGAGCCGCGGGAGGACGCGCAUGCCCGUGGUGCUGGUGGGGAACAAGGCGGACCUGGCCCUGCAGAGCCGGGAGGUGAGGACGGAUGAAGGGAAGAAGCUGGCGGAGUCGUGGGGGGCUGUGUUCCUCGAGUCCUCGGCCAAGGAGAACCAGGUGACCCAGGGCAUCUUCCUGAGGAUCAUCGAGGAGAUCGCCCGGGUGGACAACUCCUACGGCGGGUCGGCCAGCUGCCGCCUGAUGUGAGCCCCCCCAGCGGGGCACAAUUCCCAUGGGGUCCCCCCCCCCCAACCCCGGGAUCCAGGACUCUGGGGGUCCCCACUUUUGUCCGGGACCCCUCCCUUUGCACAGGAUGGGGGCUCACGGGAGGCUGUGAGUGGGGGGCACCUGUCCCAGAUGGGGG